Acanthosepion pharaonis is the source of this 867-nucleotide messenger RNA. Lineage: Eukaryota; Metazoa; Mollusca; Cephalopoda; Sepiida; Sepiidae. The record is from the annotation of a GenBank genome assembly.
AUGCGCCUGAGCAAGAUAACGCUACGGAAAUCGAAUAUCUAUCUAUCUCAGUUUAUUGAUUAUCUAUCACAGUUCUGCUAUCUAUCUAUCUAUCUAUCUAUCUAUCUAUCUAUCUAUCUCAGUUUAUUAAUUAUCUAUCACAAUUCUAUCAAUAUCUAUUUCAGUUUAUUAAUUAUCUAUCUAUCUAUCUAUCUAUUUCAGUUUAUUAAUUAUCUAUCACAAUUCUGCUAUCUAUCUAUCUAUCUAUCUAUCUAUCUAUCACAGUUUAUUAAUUAUCUAUCUAUUUAUCUAUCUGUCAUUCUUGGGCUAUUAGUGACUGUUGAGUCUAUCUAUCUAUCUAUCUAUCUAUCUAUCUCAUUCUGUUCACAUCUGUCUCUUUCUAUCUAUCUCUAUCACGUUGCGUUCAUAUCUAUCUAUCUAUCACAAGCUAAUACCGAACGAUGGAAAACAGCCGGCCGUGCCCCGCAUAAUAUCCGACCAACUAAAGGUGCCGUCCACGUGAUCGUACAAAGAGGAUUUGUAGACUAUAUUCUUCAUUCAUCCGUUGCAAAAGAUUUCCUUCGAUGGGUGAAAAAAAUUGACGUUCCUGACGAGACGUUUUUUUCGUCGCUAAAUCACAAUUCACAUCUUAAAGUGCCUGGAUCCUACCUCGUUUAUUAUCUAUCUAUCUAUCUAUCUGAGCAAGUUUAUCGCAAACACUAUCUAAACCCAGCAGUGUGGGUGACUGUUGAAUCUAUCUAUCUAUCUAUCUAUCUAUCUAUCUAUUUCAGCUUAUCUAUCUAUCUAUCUAUCUAUCUAUCUAUCUAUCUAUCUACCAAAGUUUAUCUAUCUAUCUAUUUCAGCUUAUCUAUCUAUCUAUCGUACUAG